AUGACUCCCGUUCUUACAUUCAUGGUCUAUCGUCUUGCACUUCAUCCCACGAACUUCCAAAUCAUCCGGGACGAGCUCAAGUCGAUUCCAAACACUCAAGAUUCUCAGGAGCUGCAGAAGCUUUCACAUUUGAAUGCAUUCAUCCAUGAGGUCAUGCGAGUACACCCACCUAUCCUCGAUGGCUUGCAGCGGAAUACGCCAUCUGAAGGGGUCAUUAUCAGCGAACAGUAUAUCCCAGGAAACGUCACUUGUUUAGCACCCUUUCAUACGAUUGCAAGACGUGAGUGCCAAACACACUACCUUAUCUCGAGAUUCAAACUGAAAAAUGGAUUUACAGUGGAAAGCUGCUUCGAAGAUGCCGAAGAGUUCAUUCCAGAGCGAUGGACCACGGCUCCACAUCUGACGAAAGACAAGAGUGCGCACAUGCCAUUCUCGCUCGGGCCGUACGGCUGCGUAGGCAAAAACCUGGCGCUGGUAUUCCUCCGCCUUACGACCGCUUUCCUAGUCCACAAUUAUGACAUUGGAUUCGCACCGGGCGAAAUGAAAAGCACGAUCAUCGAUGAAUCGAAUAACACAGUGACCAACAAUCCCGGGCCAUUGAAACUUAUUUUCAAGAAGCGAAGGCACCAGACUGAAUUUGGCGAUGGCGUGGAUGUGAACGACGGACAUGGCUUAUGUUAA
Molecule: messenger RNA, 681 nt
Organism: Bacidia gigantensis
Lineage: Eukaryota; Fungi; Ascomycota; Lecanoromycetes; Lecanorales; Ramalinaceae
Exons: 2
Coding region: 1-681 (226 amino acids)
Molecular function (GO): oxidoreductase activity, acting on paired donors, with incorporation or reduction of molecular oxygen; iron ion binding; monooxygenase activity
Source: RefSeq, a predicted model, not a curated record